AUGAAGAGUGCAUUGACCAAGCGGCAAGCUGAUGAACAACUAUUGGAUAUUUUAGGGCAUACUGCUAUUCAUGGUCAUGACACUGUCCCUGAAAGUACUUGUACUGUUUCAUUUUUGCAUGACAACACUGAUAACGUUUUAGCUACAAAGGAUACAGAGGAGUUGGUUUUAGUGAAUAUGCAUGCAGAAGAAGAUAGUAAUAAUUUAGAUGUCAUUACUAUUUCCGUAAAUUCAAAUAACAGCAAUGAGGAAGAUAGUACUGAAAAAGCAAAUGAAUCUGAUCCGUUUGACCAAUUUAUUGGUACUGUUAAAAAAAGAAGUUUGGAUAACCCUUUUGAAGAGGAUUUACAAAAUACACACAAUAAGUAUACUACCCACAGUCCACAUCUAGUGAUUGUGGCAAACCACAUCUAG
This is a messenger RNA of Macrosiphum euphorbiae (potato aphid), 414 nucleotides long. Lineage: Eukaryota; Metazoa; Arthropoda; Insecta; Hemiptera; Aphididae. The record is from the annotation of a GenBank genome assembly.